GUUGGGUUGAGUUUCUGGGUGGUUGCUUUGUGCUAAGGUGCAAAGAUGGGGUGCUUUACAUUUAUCAAGGUCAUGAUGGUCCUCUUCAACCUGACCAUAUUUCUUGGUGGUGCAGCCCUCCUGGGGGUUGGAAUCUGGGUCACGGUGGAUGGAAAGUCCUUCUUUGAUGUAUUUGGGGCGCUUUCUACUAGCGUCCUGCAGGUUGUGAACGUGAGCUACUUCCUCAUUGUCAUCGGUGCCAUCCUGCUGGUGAUUGGCUUCCUGGGGUGCUAUGGAGCCCAGAAAGAGAGCAAGUGUCUCCUGAUGAUUUUCUUCACGGUGGUGCUGAUCAUCUUCAUUGCUGAAGUUGCUGCAGCUGUGGUGACUCUUGUCUACACAGGCAUUGCAGAGACGCUGCUGACAGCCACUGUGACUCCCCUGCUGAAGAGGAAGUUUGGGGAGGAGCCAAGCCUUACACAGAUAUGGAAUGUCACCAUGACAGAGCUGCAUUGCUGUGGCCUGAAUAACUACACAGACCUCACGGGCUCCCCUUGGCUUGAGAAAUACAAAACUUAUCCUGUGCCCUGCUGUGCUGGGCAACAACCAUGCACUGAAGGCACUGCUGAACUAAGGAAUGUCUCGGGCUGUUUUGAGCAGAUCCUGACUGGGAUCAAGAAGAAUGCAGGUGUGGUGGGUGGUGUGGCAGCUGGCAUUGCCGCCUUAGAGAUCGCAUCGAUGACGGUUGCCAUGUACCUGUACUGCCGCCUGGACGAGAAGUGACCCCACGAGGGAGACCUGCCUGCUGGGAUGUGCCAGCAGCAUGUGGUGCUCUCUGGGGGGCCCGACAGCUCCUGGGGCUUGCUGCUGUCCUGCACACUGUGAUUUAUAGCUGUGUUUUGAUCUACUGAGCUGGGAUCUGUAGAGUUCAUAUGUAUAUUUUUGUACUGAUAUGGCACAAUGAGCUUCUUUGUUUGUUUGUUUUUGAAGUGGAUUAAGUAGCUUCAUGGGUUUGGCUGAUGUCAGUGGGAGAUAACAUGGCAGAGGUAAAGAUCAGGGCUGCUGAUGGCACUGAUGCUCAGUGAUUCCCAGUGUGCAGGUCCUCUCCCACAGCCCUGUUCCCCCAGCCCCAGGGGCAGGGACCUGCUGGUGCUGGACUGCUGGACCAUGAUCCUGAGCCCUGCAACAAGCCCUGCUGCUGGAGCCAGUCCUGAUGCUGGUCAGCUGUAGGUGAUAAUGUGCCCUCAACCAGGGCUGGCAUGACCCCAUGUCACCACAUGGUCCCCUGAAAGGGGCUGGGGCUGGUACCUGCUCCCUGCCCUGGCAUGAUGUACAAGCCUGCAGGUCCCUGCUCCCACAGACUGUGAUGUGGCCCAGACAGCCCUGUACUGCACUGUGAUUUCAUGGCAGAAACCCUCUGGCCCUGGUAGACCACUUCCAUACUGUAAAGAGGAGGGGGGGGAAUCGUUCAUCUUGAAUAUAAAUUAUUUUCUGGAGCUGAUUUCUUGU
Messenger RNA from Struthio camelus australis, 1485 nucleotides. It is a transcript of the gene TSPAN1, whose product is annotated as tetraspanin 1. Lineage: Eukaryota; Metazoa; Chordata; Aves; Struthioniformes; Struthionidae. Gene Ontology annotation, cellular component: plasma membrane. The record is from RefSeq and is a predicted model, not a curated record.